Messenger RNA from Trachymyrmex cornetzi, 1572 nucleotides. RefSeq lists its product as uncharacterized. Bases 261 to 1496 code for a protein of 411 amino acids. The transcript is spliced from 2 exons. The record is from RefSeq and is a predicted model, not a curated record. Lineage: Eukaryota; Metazoa; Arthropoda; Insecta; Hymenoptera; Formicidae.
UGUCAAGUCAUUGACACGUCAGUGACAAGCGUAGCUGUCAACAUUGCCAAUAAUCUCUCGACCAUGCUUCAAAAUUUUCUCACUAUUUAAAAUUUAUCUCCAGUGAAAUUUCUACGUAUUAACAUUACAGUAUUCAAUUUCGAAGAUAGCUCAAUUAAUGGAAAAAUUUAUUAUGCAAUCAAGUUAAAAUUAACCAAUCAAAAAUCGUUCAAUAAGAGCAACUUACUUAUGUAAUAUCAUUGAAAAAUAUUUAAUCGACAAUGUUAACUGGAAAGAACAAAACGCUCGUGUACGAGCAAGCCCCCCCGAAUGUAUGCAAGGAGCACUACCUACUUUUGUUGGAAUUAUACGUUAAACAGGCGUCAGGCGACCGCCUAACCAAGUUGAAUCAGAUGUUUUUCGUACCUACCAGUGUCCAUUUUGGAUUCCUCGACUUCGUAAAUGAAAAUGAUUUAGUAAUCACUCCAGUAGAUCCCCUUUUCCAACCACAGGUAGGCAUCAUUAAUGAAGCUGAAGUCUUCAAUGUUGGAAAAUCAGUACUGUUCGCUAUCGAUUCUGAGGCGGCUAUGAACCGCGUUACAAAAAUGAUCCUUAAACUCACGGUGAAGAAGCAGAUGCCAGAUGCCAUCAAGCCGGAUGUCUUAGUAGGAACUGGCGAACUGGACUUGUCCGAUCAGUAUGCGGCUUUGCGAAUAGAGAUGAUACAGGACUGGAAAAAUAGUGUUACAACAUCCAAAGAGUUUGAUGGUCAAGUGCCAUUGAUUUAUAAUGGCAACUUGUCGGCCAAUCUGGAUAUCUUUGUAAGAAUCUCUGGUCUCGGACAGAUGAUUGUCACAGAAUUUGACACACCAAUUGCACAGGAUCCUUCAACAUUUAUUUUCGGCGCUGGAGAAGCCGAUCAGAUUUUAUUGUACAAAUGUCGCGAAGUGGACUCACGUAUUCUUGAUGUCUUCGAAGGUUCCUGCGAGGAUCUUCAAAGACCGAUAACUUGUCCUGUGUGCAUACCAGUGAAGUAUCCUUGUAUACCGUGUGGGAAAUUAGCAGCUGUUGAAAAGAGGGAUGAGAAAAUGAGAAAAAAAAGAAUCGAUGAGAUAGUUGAAAGGAAAUUAAAGGAUAUAUCAUCAAAAGGCUCUGUUCAAUAUAAUCGCGAUCCAUCUCAGCCUUGCGGCAAGCCGGUAGUUCUUAAAGUAUCCGGUCUCUUCGACAAUGGUGACAAUCCUGACAGAAAGAAACCUACAGUAACAGUUGCCGCAGAGUCUGCUGCAACGAAACCAGGCGAGCCAUCUGAUCCUGACCAUGAUAUUUUUGUCUUGAGAAUCGGUAAGAAGGGCCUCGUUGGGGUUGGCGAGAAAUCUGACAUACAGCUAGAGAUGAAGACCCCGAAAGGACCUGAAAGAAGGCCCCCGAUUAGAUACGAGACCAGAGAUGUGCAGACAGACGAGCAUGACGAAGAACUGCCGAAGGAGCAUAAGAAGAAGAUUAAGAAGAAAAAGUGAAAUGCUUCUUUAUUUAAAUUCAAGAGUCAAGUUCUCAGCAUAAUAUUCUAAGCACAAAUCUAAGGAAUUAAUUUUG